CAUACUUACCGUAUUGUUAAUGUGCCUUAUUUCUAAUCACCGUCACAGAGUGCUAGAUGUUGACCUCAAACCAAAACAUGUACACUUCAAUGAGCAUGUUGCAGAGACAAAAGCAAAAUUGAGGCAUACUAGGAUAGAGUUGGCAAACCAACAUGACGAUGAUAAUGCAGGAUUCGGAAUAAGAGAAAUGAAAUCAAUAGAUGUCAUACAGGAAAUACCAACUGAUAUCGUACUUGAUCAGUUUCAAAAGAAUGCAUUAUUCUCUUUUAACAGCAAGGAUGUAAAUGCUGACAUAUUGAAAAUGCCAGAGCUUCAUUUUCUUCUUGAUAUGAAAAAUCCAUGUUGGCUUGAACCAUUGACGGCUGUAGAUCCAUAUGCACGCCCCCUGCCAUAUUUGAUGAGACGUCCCCACGCAUUAGAUGGUGUCUUGCAAUACAAUUCUAAAAUGUUCAAUAACUCAAAAAAUCCGUAUAGAGUGCGAUGUCUUCCCUACGUUUAUAUUCUUGGUGUUCAAAAGUGUGGUACCUCAGAUCUUUAUGAGCGCCUAGCGAUGCAUCCAGAUUUCCAUCCUUGUGUGAAUAAGGAGUUGCACUGGUGGGAUAAUCUUCCAACGGCAGUUAUGGCUAAUCUAAAAACAGGACGAAACAAGUUUCAACAAUUUCUUUCGCUAGAUGAGUACAUCAGUUACUUCGACGACGCGGCACUUAGAAUCUCCGAGACAAAAGAAACGCAUGGAGCGGCGGCAGAACAAAUGGGAAUAACAGGGGAGGCUACUCCAAAUACACUGUACGACAAUAAAAAUUGGAGAGAAUACCCCGGGAAUGCUGAUAGAGCAGAACCUAAGUACCUCACGCCACACUUCAUGCACCGUAUACACUCCAAUGCCAAGUUCCUUAUUACUCUGCGGAACCCAACUGCAAGGUUAUAUUCAGGGUACCUGUAUUUCUCUGACAAACCAACUUUGGAGCAGUUUCACAAAUGGACAACUUUGGUAGUCAAACAGUUCAACAAAUGUGUCAGUGAAGCUAGUGAGCGGAAAUGUGUUCAUGAAACAUAUCACCCUACAAAUGAAUUACAGUUACUGAAGUUGCGGCUUCGCACUGGUCUCUACGUUGUUGACAUAGAGGAAUGGACAUCUGUGUUUCCGAAGGAGAAUUUCAAAGUUGUUACUCUAGAGGAGAGAAAUAAGGAUCCUAUUCGACAAAUGAAAGACAUAUUUGCUUUUUUAGAUAUGGAUCCUAUAGAUUUUGCAACGGAGGAACUCAUCAGGGAACUACAUCCAGUGAAUGUUAACAAAAGAAAGGAUGCAACAUCGUUAGGACCAAUGCUCAAUUCAACAAAGACUAUUCUUGAUGAAUUUUAUAAGCCAUAUAACGAGCAACUCGCUCACCUAUUAAAUGAUCCAACAUUCAAUUGGGCAUAA
Molecule: messenger RNA, 1423 nt
Organism: Owenia fusiformis
Lineage: Eukaryota; Metazoa; Annelida; Polychaeta; Sabellida; Oweniidae
Source: the annotation of a GenBank genome assembly